AUGUGGGUCGCAGUGCUGGGCGUCCUGUGUCUGCUGACCAACAGCCUGGCCCUGCCGCUGCCCCCGGAGGCAGGAGGCAUGAAUGAGCAGCAAUGGAAACAGGCUCAGGACUAUCUCCAGAGAUUUUAUUCACGUGAUUCCAAUGCAAGGGAUGACAACAGUUUACGAGACAAACUCAAGGAGAUGCAAAAGUUCUUUAGCCUGCCUAUAACUGGAAUAUUAAGCUCACGUGUCAUGGAAAUAAUGCAGAAGUCCAGAUGUGGUGUGCCAGAUGUUUUAGAAUACUCACUAUUCCCAGGUCACCCAAAAUGGACUUCCAAAGUAGUCACCUACAGGGUAGACUCAUACACUCGAGACUUAUCACGCUCCACAGUGGAUCGAUUAGUGACAAAGGCUUUAAAAAUUUGGGGCAAUGAGAUCCCCCUAAAAUUCAGAAGAUUUAAUUGGGGAAAAGCUGAUAUCAAGAUUGGCUUUGCCAGAGGAGCUCAUGGGGACAUUUACCCAUUUGAUGGGCCUGGAAAUACACUGGCUCAUGCCUUUGCACCAGGGAAAGACAUAGGAGGAGAUGCUCACUUUGAUGAGGAUGAACGCUGGACUGAUGGCAGCAAAAUCGGAAUUAACUUCCUGUACACUGCAACUCAUGAAUUUGGCCAUUCUUUGGGGCUAGGCCAUUCAACUAACCCUAAUGCUGUGAUGUUUCCAACAUAUGGAGUUGGAGAUCCCAAGACUUUCAAACUUUCACAGGAUGAUAUCAGAGGCAUUCAGAGAAUAUAUGGUAAUGUUUAUAACUUCAAAUAA
Molecule: messenger RNA, 798 nt
Organism: Orycteropus afer afer
Lineage: Eukaryota; Metazoa; Chordata; Mammalia; Tubulidentata; Orycteropodidae
Gene: MMP7
Product: matrix metallopeptidase 7
Exons: 5
Coding region: 1-798 (265 amino acids)
Biological process (GO): extracellular matrix organization; collagen catabolic process; proteolysis
Cellular component (GO): extracellular matrix
Molecular function (GO): zinc ion binding; metalloendopeptidase activity
Source: RefSeq, a predicted model, not a curated record